ACUGCGGAAUAUAUUGAUUGGUGACGUCACAACCACGAACCAUCGAGACUCCAUAAGAGACUGCUUUUUAUCUGAAAGUGAAUUUAAGCCUCAAAUUUUCAGUGUUUUGAUUUUGGUGUUGUAUUUUUGAGCCUUACAUGUUUGUGCUGCUCCAGUAUAUCAACAAAAUGAAAGGUCUUUUCCUUUUAAUGUGCUUACAUUUGGUAAAAGGACUUUCAUUGGAUGAGAUCCACGCCUAUCAAAAUUCUCCUGAGAGACGAGGAAACCUAUUGGAUGCUGUGGACUAUGACCAAUAUGCAGUUCCUUAUCCUUUCAGCUUGGUGCACCAAUCAGUACCUGAUACAGAUAGAACAAAAGAGUACACAACAUUCCGCGAUCUGAAGAAAAAACAAGCAUAUGUCGUUUCUGAGGAUGUAGCUCCCUCUGAUGGACUCUUCGCUGCUGGAAUCUCAAACAAACUGCUCCGUACACUUCAUGAACUCGACCGCCAGAUGGCGCAAAAGGAAGCAGUUAGUCGACAUCAGGACCCAUACAAUCAGUUAAUAAGACAUCAACGUUUUCCAAUAUCGGAUGAAGAUGCCAAAUCUUUUAUAGAUAGAAAUGAUUAUGACCAAGAAAACGCUUACAAACGUUCAGUCUACUCACUGGGACUUCGAUCGCCACCCACAGAGUCCUCUUUUUGGACAAAACAGAGAUUCAACUUUGCACCAGCUUUCAGUGACACCUAUAUGGGCAACAGAAAAUGGGCAGACGUAGACGAGCCUGGUCGAGAGUUUAACGAAAGACAGAAGACUCGUGCAUGGAAGGAGAACGGUGAAAAUGAGAUUUUCAAAGGUGAAGACACUGAAUAUGCUGACUUUUUCCCCCUUUCAACAUCAGAGAGGUCACAACCAAAGCUUCAAGAAAAUAGAAAAUUUCCAAGUUUAAAGCAAACUGUAAUAGAACCAGGUGAAAUGCGUGAAUUUUUACAAGCAAUGAGCAUGACCAAAAGGAAAAGCUUGAAUGAUCCUUUAAGUCGAACCAUGUUAUUAAUGAACAAGGAAAAGGACGACAGUGAAGACGUUUUCAAGUAUUUGACUUCUGAAAGUCAACGGCGUAAUAUGAGGAACGAACCAUUUACAAAUCGUUUUGAAAAUUCUGUUGGUGAAGGUAAAGAUGCUAACAUAGACGAAGAGACAAUUUCCAAUCUUGGUCUCGAAGAGUUGCCACCAUUAUUUGGAAAAACAAAACAUAUAACUCUGAAUAAAAGGGAUUAUAAAUUUGCCACCAAUGGCAAAUCAGCAACAAUGAGUGAGCUAAGAAAUAUAUUCGAAGAUGAUGGAGAUAAAAGAGCUUUUAAAAAAAGACGUAUUGAAUACCAAGGUGAAAAGCCAUCUAGAACAAAAAGUGGGAAAAACGAAACAGAUGAGCUACCAGUUCAUAGCGAAGAAAGCAUAAAAAAUGAUUUUUCUAAAAUAACAACAGAAAUAUCGACUACAGAACAGAAAAAAUCCAAAGAUCCAGAUAUAAAAGAAGAUUUCGAAAAAUGGUUGAGGAAAGAGUAUAUUAAGAACAUGGCCAAAGCACUAAACACUUUAAGAAAAAAGAGAAGUAAUAAUUGGACUUCAGUGUUAUCCAAAGACAUUGAAGAUUUCCUUCAGCAUGCUGGGAAUGAAGAAAAGAGCGUAAGCAAAAUAGAUAAAAAACAAGUGAAAAAAAAUGUAAAUAAGAACGAGAAUGUAGCAGAUGGCAAAGCAACAAAACAAGAAAGCAUAAUUAUAAAGGAUGGAAAUGAAAAGAAAGGCAGUCUGUCUUCUCAAAAAUUACAGUUUGAACAAGCAGCCCACAAAAUAAAAGAAAUAGAGAAUAGUAUGUUAAGUGCAGCAAUGAAAAUUAUGAAAAAGGGCGCCACUGAGGGCUUUCACUUGGAUGCCGAAAAAAUAUCUCAUAGGCUGGAGGCUGCAAGGGAAUUGGAUAACCUUAGACAAGCGUUGGCUCAUCUACAUAUGGCUUUAGAUAAAAUUGAACAAGAAGGUCAAGAAAAUGUAAAAGUCUCUUCUGAAGGUGAGGAUGAGUCUACAGAGAGAACAACACCUGAUCGGUCUUCUUUUAUGGAAAAGAUAACAGAACCAGAAGGUGGGGAUCACCAUGAAGAAUCCAAAGUGUUCCACAUACAACCAGCUGUUGAUAUGAACUCUAAAGUACUAAAGAACCUUGACCGUUAUAACACUGGACAGCCAAAUCAAAAAGAAGACAGCUGUCCACCUCUGAAACUGUUGACCAGUGACUGUGCAACAAUAGAUUACUAUUUACCUGAUGAAACGUUUCGUCAGAUGUUUAGUUGUUUGACAUUUCUAUAA
This is a messenger RNA of Limulus polyphemus (Atlantic horseshoe crab), 2339 nucleotides long. RefSeq lists its product as uncharacterized. The record is from RefSeq and is a predicted model, not a curated record. Lineage: Eukaryota; Metazoa; Arthropoda; Merostomata; Xiphosura; Limulidae. The transcript has 5 exons. Bases 138 to 2339 code for a protein of 733 amino acids.